GCCCGCGCCCGCGCCCGCGCCCGGCCCGCGCGGCCCCAUGCCUCUGGCGCGGCCCUCGGGGGGCGAAGGUGAAGACCGGCUCCUAGGAUGAGUGAAGGCGCGGCCGCUGCCUCGCCACCUGGUGCCGCUUCGGCAGCCGCCGCCUCAGCUGAGGAGAGCACCGCGGCGGCGGCGGCGGCGGCGGCGGCGGGCGGGGGCCCGGACGGCGGCGGCGGCGAAGGGGCGGCCGAGCCCCCCCGGGAGUUACGCUGUAGCGACUGCAUCGUGUGGAACCGGCAGCAGACGUGGCUGUGCGUUGUGCCUCUGUUCAUCGGCUUCAUCGGCCUGGGGCUCAGCCUCAUGCUCCUCAAAUGGAUCGUGGUGGGCUCCGUCCAGGAGUACGUGCCCACAGACCUGGUGGACUCCAAGGGGAUGGGCCAGGACCCCUUCUUCCUCUCCAAGCCCAGCUCCUUCCCCAAGGCCAUGGAGACCACCACCACCACCACUUCCACCGCGUCCCCCGCCACCCCCUCCGCCGGCGGCGCCACCUCUUCCAGGACGCCCAACCGGAUCAGCACCCGCUUGACCACCAUCACGCGGGCGCCCACUCGCUUCCCGGGCCACCGGGUGCCCAUCCGGGCCAGCCCUCGCUCCACCACGGCACGGGGCACCGCGGCGCCCCCGACGGCCCUGUCCAGCACGGCCCCUUUCUUCAGUAGCAGCGCGCCGGGCUCUGGACCCCCGGUGCCGGGAGCCCCGAGCACCCAGGCCAUGCCCUCCUGGCCCACUGCGGCAUACGCUACCUCCUCCUACCUUCACGAUUCUACUCCCGCCUGGACUCUGUCUCCCUUCCAGGAUGCUGUCUCCUCCUCCUCCUUGUCCACCACCACCGCGGCCGCCGCCACCACCACCACCACCACACCAGAAACCAGCACCAGCCCCAAAUUCCAUACGACGACAUACUCCACUGAGCGGUCGGAGCACUUCAAGCCCUGCCGAGACAAGGACCUUGCAUACUGUCUCAAUGAUGGCGAGUGCUUUGUGAUCGAAACCCUGACCGGAUCCCAUAAACACUGUCGGUGCAAAGAAGGCUACCAGGGAGUCCGUUGCGAUCAAUUUCUGCCGAAAACUGACUCCAUCUUAUCGGAUCCAACAGACCACUUGGGGAUUGAAUUCAUGGAGAGUGAAGAAGUUUAUCAAAGGCAGGUGCUGUCAAUUUCAUGUAUCAUCUUUGGAAUUGUCAUCGUGGGCAUGUUCUGUGCAGCAUUCUACUUCAAAAGCAAGAAACAAGCUAAACAAAUCCAAGAGCAGCUGAAAGAGCCACAAAAUGGUAAAAAUUACAGUCUCAAAGCAUCCAGCACGAUGUCAAAGUCAGAGAGCUUGAUGAAGAACCACGUGCAGCUGCAAAACUAUUCAAAGGCAGAAAGGCAUCCCGUGACUGCGUUGGAGAAAAUGAUGGAGUCAAGUUUUGCCGGCCCCCAGUCCUUCCCUGACAUCCCUUCUCCUGACAGAGGAAGCCAAUCUAUCAAACACCACAGAAGGAGUCUCUCCUCAUGCUGCAGUCCAGGGCCAAGGAGUGGGAUGCUCCACAGGAAUGCCUUCAGAAGGACCCCGCCCUCACCCCGCAGGAGACUGGGUGGGAUGAUGGGACCAGCGUAUCAGCAGCUUGAGGAAUCAAGGAUCCCAGACCAGGAUACGAUCUCUUGCCAAGGGAUAGAGGUCAGGAAGACUAUAUCCCACCUGCCUUUACAGCUGUGGUGUGUUGAAAGACCCCUGGACUUAAAGUAUUCAUCCAAUGGUUUAAAAACCCAACAAAAUGCAUCAAUAAAUAUGCAACUGCCUUCCAGAGAGACAAAUCCCUAUUUUAAUAGCUUGGAUCAAAAGGACCUGCUGGGAUAUUCAUCUACCAGGGCCAGUUCUGUGCCCAUCAUCCCUUCAGUGGGUCUAGAAGAAACCUGCAUGCAAAUGCCAGGGGUUUCUGAAGUCAAAAGCAUCAAAUGGUGCAAAAACUCCUACUCUGCUGACAUUGUCAACGUGAGUAUUCCAGUCAACGAUUGUCUUAUAGCAGAACAACAGGAAGUGAAAAUACUGCUAGAAACUGUCCAAGAGCAGAUCCGAAUUCUGACUGAUGCCAGACGGUCAGAAGACUACGAACUGGCCAGCGUAGAGACGGAGGACAGUGCGAGCGAAAACACAGCCUUUCUCCCCCUGAGUCCCACGGCCAAAUCAGAACGAGAGGCACAAUUUGUCUUAAGAAAUGAAAUACAAAGAGACUCUGCAUUGACCAAGUGACUUGAGAAUCUGUGCAUUCUAUGCUUUGCUCAACAGGAAAGAGAGGAAAUGAAAUACAAAUUAUUUAUAUGCAUUAAUUUAAGAGCAUCUACUUAGAAGAAACCAAAUAGUCUAUCGCCCUCAUAUCAUAGUGUUUUUUAACAAAAUAUUUUUUUAAAGGGAAAGAAAUGUUUCAGGAGGGAUAAAGCUUACACUAAAGCUUUUGGGUAGAAUUCUGAAUCCCAUUUCAGUUAGUCCCAACGUGGUCCUCUUUGGCUCUCAGAAGAUGUGGGCAAUUCAGACCCUCCGUCCCACAGUGCCAGUGUCCUCAUCAAAAAGCCCUGGCAGUUACCUAGUUUAAAGAGACGAGCUGAGUCCCGAGGGUGGACGUGCCAGUGAGCAGGUGGCCCUGGACAGCUGGCUCACCGGCCCCAGCCCCUGAAUUUCUAUUCAACCCAACAGCCUCAUCCCAGGUUCUGUCAUGUCGAGAAAUGUGGUGUUUUCUAUUUGAUUUUUGAAGAAUGGCACAAAGACUAAAAUGGAAAGGACAGGAGACAGAAGGAGUAAUUGGGGGGGGCAAAUCUUAGCUACUCUUGUGCGCCCUCUCCCUCUGAAACGUGGAAGCACAGAAUCUCAGGGGGAGAUAUGAAAUUAUUAUAGAAAAAGAGACAAAAAAAAUCCCAAUGUCGUGUCGAUAAAAUCAUGUUAAUAGAAAUGUUUUUUCUUUGAGAUUGUUUAGAGGCUCUGAAAGAGCGUUUCUUAGUGUGCGUGUGUGUGCCUGUGUGCACGUGUGCGUGAGCGCGUGUGCGUGAGCUUGCUCACUCGAGCACAUAUGCUAUAUGCACAUGUGUUCAUUGCGCGUAUGCGUGUGCAUGUGUGUGUUUAUUAAGCCUGCUCAAAUUUGUCUGAAACAUCAGGGAAUCUAAUAUUCCGGAAAAAAAAAAUUUCCCUUUUAGGUCUGUUCACUUUCAAUUUUUCCAUUAAGUACAUAGCUCAGUUAGUAAGUUCCUAAAUCUUGGUCAUUUGCAUGGUGGGGUCCUAUAAAACUCGUGACGGUGUCGAGACCAUUUUCUACCGUGAGUACUUGUGAGAGGAACAACUAUGGGCUCUUUAAAGAUAUCAAUAUCACAAGGCAAAUUAUGUUUACUUUGAAUCAUGCCUACUUAAAUUAUUUACACAAGCCAAUUAUCAAAUUGACCAUUACUAUUUCCUUUCUCAUCAUCCUUGUUGGCAUUUAUUUCAUAGCAAGUCUACUAUGUGUGGACCAACGCAUUGGCUUCUGUAGUUAACAUGCAAAGAAUAAAUUGCUGAAAUCACAAAGCCCAGACUACUCAGUUCACAAGAAACCCCCAAAAGACAGUAAAUUGUGUUGUGUGUUCAUUUGGAAUAAAGCAAUAUUUUUACCACUGCUAAGGUGAACUGAAACCUUUCCUGAAGACCUGUUUGUUUCAUUUUCCUUUACUUUCACGGGGCAUUCAAGGAAAUUAGUGUUCACAUUCCCAGUCUUUUUCCAAUUAUCGCUGGUGUUGAGUUGUUAUGUUUACACUGUUUUAAAUAAAAAGGCACAGUAUUUGAAAGUUUAUAAAAGAUUUCUUUUACUGCAGUUCGGGAAAACGCUGGUUAAAAUUUCUCUAUGAAAGACUCAUAUUCCAUCGAAUGGGAAUAUAAAUAUUUCUGAAUCAAGCAGUGGAUAUAUACAAUUCUUAUUUCAGGUUUUGUCAUUACUGUUGAAAAUACAUUUCAAAUUGCUCUUAGAGAACAUUCAUUAAUAAUAGACAUAAUGCCAUCCAGGGUAAAGAAAGAAUACUAUGUGUUUAUUAUAACUGCUUAGUAGAAAUUCAAGGUCUUAAAUAUUGAAAACUCUUUGGUGAAAAUGCAUUUUAUACUUACCCGAAAAUUGUGUGAUAUUUAUUAGUUGUCCCAUAAUAUUUCUAUUGUGUUGAAUAUAGAGGUAAUAUUGUCAGAAGGUUAAAAGUUUAUUAUAAAUGUUAAUGGCUUUAUCACUCAAGUUCUCAUUUUAAAAUAUUACAUAUUUGGGGAGAUUUCAGGCAGAGGACUUUAAUGAACAAGUAUAAAAAACCCCCUAAGUGGAGCAUCCAAUAUUUUGUGGUGUAGAAAUUUAUCAUAAUUAUCAAGUAACUGAAAGGCCCCAAAUCUGUUAAAGUCAACCUUGUUUCUCUUUACAAAAAUAUUACUUGUUACUGAUCUAAAGGAUCCAUUGAGAAUUCACCUAAUUAGGAGAGCAGAUACUCUGUGACUCUUAAUAUAUUAUUUAUUAUGAAAACAUUAUCACUGAAGCUUAAGUUUUGAUUCAGCCUCUUACUUUAAAAAAUGAAGCAGAACCAUGUUUUAUAUGAUUAUAACCCUCCUCUCUGUACAUUCUAAAGAGCAUGAAUUCCAGGCACAUCCAUGGGGGUAAAGCAUAGAUAUAUAGCUCCUUCCUUAAUAAGGAGUCAAGACACAAUUCUCCAUAAAGAACAACUAUUAAUGGUUGCUUUCAGUAGUAAUUUGUCUCCUUUUGGAGUAUGAUGCUUGCCUGUGAAAAGUGUCCAGGCUGCAAAUGCACAUCCUUGGACACCAGUUAACAAGUCUGAUGACGUCAAGACUUUCAAGGUGAAUCAGAGGUAGCCAACACCCGGAACCAUUGUGCUUUGUCCUUUGAGCGCUGGUGCCUACAGGGAAGUGUUCAUUUCUAUAAGACACCUUUGAUUUUGCUUCAUUUUCCUCAUCUUUAUUAUGUAAGCACCUACUUGGAGAUUUGUAAUUAAAUCCACUCCAUAGUCAUUAUUUACUGGAAAAUGAAUGUUACUCAUUUUUUUUACUUUAAAUAAUUUUUUGAUAUGUCUCUCUUUUUAUAAAAUGUAUGCUGUUCUAAUUUACUAGUGAGUACCAUGGAAUGCUGUUUUUUUAAUAUAUUAUCAAUCUUUCUGCUCAUAUGAAAUAGUAGAAAUGAUACUAGAAACACCAGACUUUUCUUCCCUAGCUCCCUAUGUCCAUUCAGUGCUCUAUGUUUUACAUUCCAGCUCAGUAUCUACUUGGCUAUGGAUUAAGGACUACAGACUUGUGAAUUUAUCGCAUCUAUGAUUUACAUUAUUUCUAAGCAGUACUAGCAAAGUCCUCUGGAGGAGGAAGCAUACUUCUUAUAGAACUCCACAAAAUAAUCUGCUUUGGUCAUCAUAUUGUAUCAGAUAUACCAAAAUGAGAAUAGAAGGACCAAGCAAACCUCAAGAAAAUGCCCACUGGCCUCUGAAUUGAAUGGCAACUACCAUCUGAGUGGGGGCCCUUGGUGACAAUGACUAAAGCUAUCAGUCACCAAGUCUGCAGCAGAAUCUGUGGACGUAUGCAGCCGUUGUUCACAACUCUCUCCUGUAGUAAGUAUGGUGCUAUAGGAAACCAUGACUCCCUAAGUGUGUGUAUUGGUGCAGGGAGAAAUGGUGGUCCCUUUGAUUCUACUCCCAACAACCAGAAAAUAGUGCCCUAGAUAAGUGCUCUAAAACAUUUCUCAAAAGAGUCUACAGUAUACCUAGGAACACAGCAGGAGGGGUGGGCUUUUUAUUUGAUCUUUUGCUAUCUGGGAAACAUUUUAUAUAUGAAAAGUGCUUUUUUAUUAUUAUUCAAUUGUACAGAGUGAAUACAGUGUUUCCAACGGAUAGCAUGCUUACACUGUGUUUGCACCCUAAUCUUUAGAAUUUCAGUCUUCAUCCUAGCAAGACCAGCAUCAGGUUUUGAGCUGUUCUUAGUUUCACAGGAAUUACAAUAUGCCCUGAUGAAGACUUUAGGGGCUCCAUCUCUUCUGUAUUCUUUCUUUCCUUUUUAAAGAAAUGAUGAGGGUAAAGAAAGAAAUAUAUUCCUUCAUAUCCACAUUGCUUUCUUUCAGCAAUCUGUUUCCUACUGUGACCACACACAACACACACACACA
Oryctolagus cuniculus (rabbit) is the source of this 6169-nucleotide messenger RNA. It is a transcript of the gene NRG3, whose product is annotated as neuregulin 3. Gene Ontology annotation, molecular function: chemorepellent activity. The record is from RefSeq and is a predicted model, not a curated record. Gene Ontology annotation, biological process: animal organ development; nervous system development; intracellular signal transduction. Lineage: Eukaryota; Metazoa; Chordata; Mammalia; Lagomorpha; Leporidae.